UACCGCUGCACCCCUCCAGUCCAGCAGGUGGCGCUAAUGCAACUACAAGCGCUGGUUCACCAGAAGAAGCUCUAAACCACGCCCACCGGAUGUACGCAGCGUUUUCCCCGGGAAAGCUCGGUUUGUUGAGAAGCUGCUGAAGCGUCGGUAAACAAUGGAGAAAAUAACAGAGAAACUCUUACUGGAGAAAGGUUCUCCAAAAACCAACAAACUGGAGCAAAUCAAGACCCUAAAUCUGUCUAAGCUGGCGCUGAAGGUUCAGGACUUGCCGGCCAGGCUGCUGUCCCGUCUCCAGUCCCUGGAGAGGUGGGAUCUGUCUGGGAACAGACUGCAGGAGUUGCCCAAGAACCUGGAGCUGCCUGCGCUUCGCUACCUGGACCUCAGCGACAACCAGAUGGAGGAUGUUACCACUCUGGAGUCCCUGGGAGGUCUGGAGGAGCUCAAGAUAGAGGACAACCUUUAUAUCACUGUGAGUGAUAAUUAUAAACUGAUGACGCUGUUGCCCAACCUGAGGAUUUACAACGGUAAAGAUAUCACUACUACUGCCAACCACCUGCGCUACGUCUACACUGAGAACCUGAGGACCAGGAUAAUUGCAGUUUGGGAGAAGAGCUUCAGUCUCCCGGAUCCAAUCACGCCGGAGAAACUCUCCACCUUGAAGACAGACUUUGUCAACGCUACCCGUCAACAGGUUAAAUUUGGACCCGCGUCGGUCAGCGACUUCACCAAAUGGAAGGUGGAGAUUAUGGCUAAGGAGUAUCUGCGCUCUCUGACAGAGCCAAAGGAAGAACCACAGAGCGAGGAGCCGACUGACACUAAAGACAACUGUGAAGUCUCAACGCCGACCAAGAGGAAACAAACGACACCGGUAACGGACUCCAGCAUAAACCUGACGCCUCGCAAGAAGUUGUGCGCAGAUCUCCCAGCGUCCCCAGUCGGAGACAGUCCCCGCAAGGCCAGCCUCCGCUUCAAACCUCAGCCGCUAAUGCAGAGCAUCAGGAUGAGCCCCCGCAAGGCCGCUCAGCCUCCCUCUACCCCCACCAGAGCCCAGACGAGGGCAGAGACGCCCAAGAGAGGCUCUAAAGUGAGACAAACCAAAGAGGAUGGGGCUCAGAUUAAACAGAAGGAAGGUGUGAGCAGAAAGGAGCUGCAGAGGGAUGCAGACACGCUGCCCACAUUAAAGAUCUGCAGCCAGACACAGCAGCCGGUGCAUCUGAAGCCCCUCCACGUCCUCCAGUGCCACAGCAAACAGGACAGCUCGGAGGACUUCUCCACCCAGCUGUGGGCCUGUGCUUUCCAGCCAAUGCCCGACUCCACUGGCGCUGGUGGAGGAAGCCGUUUGGUUGCUACGUGUGGCGGAGACUCGCUCUGUGUGAUUGACUGUGAAACUGGGAUUGUGAUGAAGAAGUACAAAGUUCCCGGAGAGGAGUUCUUCUCCCUGGCCUGGUCCACGGUGCUGAUGUCCAGGGGGGGCAAUGCCUCGGCUCAACACUGCAGCAUCCUGGCAGCUGGCGGGAAGAGAGGGUUGGUCAAACUCAUCCACCCCAGAAACAACGUGGCCUACGGGGAGUUCAGAGCCAGCCGCAAGUCGCUGUCUGUCCUCCGCUUCAACCACCACCGGGGCAACUUCCUCUUCACGGGCUCUUACGAUAACAAGAUCGUGAUGUGGGACAUCGGCGGAGUGGACAGCCAGUACAACUACAAAGUCGUUCAGCUGCUGGUGUUGGAGAUCAGCGCCACCCCUCUGCACAUCUGCCUCCCCCCCACUUCCCCCAACUCACACCUACUGACCGCCUGUGAGGACGGCCUGCACUGCUUCAACACACAACUCGGCACCAACACCACCACAAAGAGGUCAAAGGAAAUGGAGAUAACUUUCCCCAUAUAUAAGAAAGAGGACAAAGACCACGACUACCACACCAUUGAUGGGCUGAGUUUUCUGACAGAUGACAUAGUGGCCUCCAAGAGCUACAUGCACGGGGCCAUUUACCUGUGGAGCUGGAGCAGGACCAAGGCUCAGCGGCCCGACAAGAAGAACAGGGAAGUGUGUGCUGUGGUUCUGGCUGAGCUGCAGUGGACCAACACAGAGAUUCCUUACCUGGCUCUCAACACCUGUCCCGGCCGAGCCUACAUAGUGUGUGGAGACGACAAAGGCCGGCUGUGGACGUACCACAUCAGCAGCCUGCAGAAGAACAGCCUUCAGACUGGGAAACCCAUACAGCCCACUGAGGUGUUGGAGUGGCCGACACCGGAGAGGAAGGGCCUCGGGCAGGUAGAGGGCCCCUCCAUCAACAGUGUAGCAAUGGACCCGGAGCUCCACUUCCUGGUGGCCCUCAGUGACAAGAACAUGGUGAUAGUGUGGAAGAGAGACGGAGAGCAGGAGUCCUCCUGAGCCAACAGAGCGACUGCAGCUCGGGAUGGACGUCAGACGGAUCUCUGAAGUGGUUUUUGUUCUGGGAACAAACGGAUGAGAGUUUACCAAAUGUUGGUAUCUGUGAGGUUAAAUAUGGAAGAUUACCUCAUUGUAUUACUCAUUUUUGUCCUAAUUUGUUUGGAAAAAGACUUUUACAGAUCGAAGGAAUACACCGACAGGAUUCUUGAUUUUCUUUUAUAUGAAAAUAUGUGGCGUACUUGGUAUUAUUUUAUAGUCUUGUACUUAAAGUUGCUGCUGUUGGGAAGAGAGCUGUCGCUAUGUGACACAGUUCUCAGUUUUACUUGUGUAUCUUAAAGGAUACAGCACAUAAAAAUGUCCACACCGACCAUAAAACAUGAUGUCACAGAGUUGGAUUACUCAGUGUGAUAACUUAAACAUGUAAACAUUUGAAGCAGAUCAUAACAAUCAUAUUUAAUCUACAGAAUUACAAUAAUGCUGUAAUUGGCCUCAGGCGUUUCAUUUUAGAUCUUGUUUUAUUGUCUCUUUACUCUGGUUUUAUUUGAGUCUUAAGUAAAACGUCUUGUAUUUCCAGCUUUCAGUGCAGUCAUGAAUGAGGACUCUAAUGUUAAAUUCAUGAAUGUUUUUUUGUGCAUUGACUGUAUUUUCUUUCCAAAUGUACAUAUUUAAUGUGAAUAACUGUAUAUGAACCAACAUUGUGUUUGAAUGGAGCUGUAAUGUUCUGAUAACACUGCUCACUAACAGGUCAGUGCUGCUGUGAGGAGAGUUCGAAGGGCAACCUGGAGACUAAAUACUCACAGUACAACGUGUCCCUUCCUACUGUGUAAUCCCACAGUAUUUAUACUACCCGUGUUUCUGGGUACAACCCACCAUGUGUGGUUGUACUAAUAAUCUUCAUUUUUAAUAAAACAAAUGACUGCAUUCUCAUUUUA
Dicentrarchus labrax (European seabass) is the source of this 3324-nucleotide messenger RNA. RefSeq names its product leucine-rich repeats and WD repeat domain containing 1 (gene lrwd1). Gene Ontology annotation, biological process: chromatin organization; establishment of protein localization to chromatin. Gene Ontology annotation, molecular function: protein binding; chromatin binding. Bases 155 to 2392 code for a protein of 745 amino acids. Gene Ontology annotation, cellular component: nuclear origin of replication recognition complex. NCBI's taxonomy places the organism in Eukaryota, Metazoa, Chordata, Actinopteri, Moronidae. The transcript is spliced from 16 exons. The record is from RefSeq and is a predicted model, not a curated record.